Molecule: messenger RNA, 1518 nt
Organism: Aspergillus puulaauensis
Lineage: Eukaryota; Fungi; Ascomycota; Eurotiomycetes; Eurotiales; Aspergillaceae
Product: glycosyltransferase family 31 protein
Exons: 1
Coding region: 1-1518 (505 amino acids)
Molecular function (GO): acetylglucosaminyltransferase activity
Source: RefSeq, a predicted model, not a curated record
AUGGCGAUGCAGCAACUGCGCCUGCUCUUCCACCACCUCUUCCAACACCGCACGAAACUGCAAGUCGGCUCCUGGAAACUCCUUGUCUCAGCUGCUAGCUUCCUUCUCGCGUGUCUGAUCUUAAUCACAUACUCUGCUACCGCGGGCAACCGUCGAAUAUCCGACUCCGACCUUUUUUUCGACGCCGAUGAUGGAAAUGGACACAGCACCGACAGCGACAGCGACAGCAAAAACGCUUGCUUCGUUGACCUUAAUCUCCUUCGGGUUCUCGCAGACAAUUCGACAACAGUUGACUAUUCACGGCUGAAUAUCGGCGUUUUGCGGACGGACAAUUUCACCGCGUUUGAAGAAACCCUCGACGUGUCCAUCCCAUCCUACCGCACUGUCCACCUCGACACGGGAGCGAGUCGAGAAAUCCGAACGGAGGAAGACUGUACAACGUCCGUGACAAUCCAGGCCCCUAUCGCUGCUCCACCGCCCGAUGCCUCACACAUGAUAUUUGGGGUUGCAACCUUGCUUGAAAAACUAGAGGAUUCGCUCGACGCGUUCGCCCACUGGGCCAGCAAUACGCAAGCCCAAAUUGUCGCGGUCGUCGAACAAGGUGGGUCGUCGGUAAGAUCACGAAUACAGGAACGGGCAAGUGAACUUGGGAUCCGGUUGGCAAUCACACAGACGGAGGAUGACCGGUUUGACCGAUACUUCUCGCUUGUUCGGGUACUAUACCAGAACCUGGAGGAGGAGUCAACGAAAUGGGCGGUUUUGAUGGACGACGACACUUUCUUCCCCUCGAUGCGGAAUUUAGUCCACCGGUUGGACUCGUAUGACUCCACCAUUCCGCAAUACAUUGGAGGAAUGACGGAGGAUUUGGCGCGGCUCUCGGGGUCAGGGUACAUGGCGUAUGGCGGCGCAGGCAUAUUCCUCUCUAUACCGCUGCUCGCGGACCUGCAGUACUAUUAUGAGGCGUGCAACUCGUUGAAGGAUAAGGGCGACCGUAUGCUAUCCUCAUGUAUUUACUCGCACACGGAUGCCAAAUUUACCUGGGAGCGCGGUCUACACCAACUUGACAUCCACGGUGACGCCUCGGGAUUCUUCGAGUCCGGCCGCCCGUUACCUUUAUCAGUGCAUCAUUGGAGAUCCUGGUUCCAAGCCGAUAUGGUUGCACUUGGAAAAGUAGCCGAUAUCUGCGGUGAAGAGUGUCUGCUCCGCCGGUUCCAUCUUUCCAAGUCCAAGGACUGGUUCUUGGUCAAUGGUUUCUCUGUCAUUCAGGACGCGACGCUGUGGAAUGACCCCCGGCCGAUGGAACAGACAUGGGAAAAGAGCAAGCAUAAAGGCUCCGACCCGUUUGCGUAUAGCUUGGGCCCGUUACGCCGCCAAGACCCUGACAAAGUUUCGUUUCAGCUGCGAGACGUGGUCCAGGAGACGGACCGGGGUCAAGUCAGACAGAUCUAUAUGUUGAAUGCAACGGACGAGAAUCCUCCACAGGUUCUAGAGGUUGCGUGGACGGAGGUGCAGGAAUAA